Messenger RNA from Annulohypoxylon maeteangense, 1257 nucleotides. RefSeq names its product FYVE-domain-containing protein. Gene Ontology annotation, cellular component: ESCRT-0 complex. The coding region runs from base 218 to 1063 and encodes 281 amino acids. Gene Ontology annotation, biological process: protein transport to vacuole involved in ubiquitin-dependent protein catabolic process via the multivesicular body sorting pathway; protein targeting to vacuole. Gene Ontology annotation, molecular function: ubiquitin binding; phosphatidylinositol-3-phosphate binding; metal ion binding. NCBI's taxonomy places the organism in Eukaryota, Fungi, Ascomycota, Sordariomycetes, Xylariales, Hypoxylaceae. The record is from RefSeq and is a predicted model, not a curated record. The transcript is spliced from 2 exons.
GGUUUUUUUAUUAAGGGUGUUUGGGUUGAGCAAUUCUUAUUACACAAUAAAUUGGUCGCGCGACGGCUUACGCCGCUUAUCGCUGCCCCAACAUUCGCCAGUUUUCGACCGUCCAUCCUUAUAGUAACCCGCUUUGUUCUUCUUUGGAUACCCUCCCACCUACUAUUGUCCUGGACGCUGGUAAUACAAUUAUAACCCACGACAUUUUUAAAGGAGGAUGGCGACCGAUUUUAUCAUGCCCCGGUUACAUGAACAACCACAGGCGCAUUUCCUCCCAUACCAUGGGCAAUCUACCGUGUCAUCGCAAUCCCCGACUUACCCGUCGCAAUGUUACCCAUCUCAGGGUUACCAAUCUCAACAGAUCUCGCCUCUAAGCACAUCUAACAAUGCUUCGCCAACGUCUCCGAAACCUUAUCAUCGCCAGCGAUUACGACCUCUGUACAUGCCCGCUGUUUUAAGACCGACAGAGCAUCCGUCAAAGAAGAUAAUAGGGAGAAAGACGGAAGCACAAGAUGAUGACAGUCAGGUAUCGCCUAAUAACAGCUUUAUCAACUUGAGCGGGUUGAGCGCGCUUAGCCGUUUGAGCCGUCGCACCACCGGCGACAGUGGGAAGUGGGUAGAUGGCGAUUGGGACUUGGAUAUGUUCCCCAAACCAACGGCGCAACCCACGCGACAACACUGGAAGCCCGACCCAGAGUCUACAAUGUGCGACGAACCAUCCUGUUUGCGCCACUUCAACUACUGGACGCGCCGACACCACUGCCGAAAAUGUGGCAAUAUCUUCUGUGAUUCGCAUUCCGCUUUCGACGUCCCUCUCGAUCAAGACGCGAACUACAACCCGCGAGGCACGCCUAGCCGAGCAUGCUCCCAUUGUUUUUCGGAGUUCAGAGCUUGGCGUAGUCGGACAAAUAGUCAAGCUUCCAGCGAAACCUCUUCCACCCACGUAGGUUCGCAAACGGUACCUACAAGCCCGGCUGUCUCAACGCCCAUCAACGGCCAAAAUGGCCAACAUCAGGACGUCGCCAUGAGUGUUCCCCGAGAUUGGAAUUGGAGCACGUUUUAAAGAAGGAUGGAACUAUAUUAAUUCGCCGAAUAAUGCUUUCAGACACGUCUGGGCAUUCUUUGAGCACUCUCCAGAAUCGAAUUCUGGCGACGUAACUAUGAUGAUACACGACACAACACACCUAAUAACGACGGUAAAAUUUCCGACGAUACCAGAACAUACAACAUUCACAUAUAUAGAUUAGACGUUUCUGG